AUGGUUGACGCUUCUUCGACCAAUGGAGAGUCAACAAAGAAGAAGGUCCUACCAAUGGAGUGCCUUCAACGUCUUCAAAAGUUCGAUGAAGCAUUGACUGCUCUUGAAGUAGCGCUUGAACCUGUCCUCAAUGUCGGUUUCGAUGACCACAUGAAGCGGUCAGGCCUAGGAUUAGUGCAGAUCGAUGUGAUGACGAUGUUUGUUAUGAACUCCUUAGGAUGGUGUUUAGUGGCUCAACAUGGAAGAGAUCCAAAGGAUAAUGUGCAACUGGCGGAUGAACUACGACGUACGAAACAGUAUGUCGAGAGAUUGAAAUCUAUUGAAACUCGAAAAAGCGCACCAGGGCUCAACAAACGAGUUGCCAAGGCUUUCGUUAGAAAUGCACUCUGGGAUGUCCCCAGUAAACGCUCGAGACACGAAGUUGACAUGCCGGAAGAGAGUCCUUCAAUCGAUGAAGAGCAGCAGUCUGUUGUUUCUGAUAUUGAAGAAGACGAGGUUGUAGCACCUGCAGUCAUCGAACAACCGUCUUAUACUGUUGCAAAUAUCAAAUUUGAGCUUUACGUGGACGAAUCGUCUAAGUUACUGUGUGCCAGUGGCAGCGUUGUAAUCGUCGACAAACUUCGCGUACUUCGUUUUGUUCUCCUCCGUUAA
Molecule: messenger RNA, 651 nt
Organism: Angiostrongylus costaricensis
Lineage: Eukaryota; Metazoa; Nematoda; Chromadorea; Rhabditida; Metastrongylidae
Source: the annotation of a GenBank genome assembly